GCUUAGGCUGAUGCAGGAGCUAAACGGAGGACAAUAAUAGUACCUCGGGAUAUAGGCUGAACACGGUAUUUCCAUCGCCUUUUCAGUGGGAAUGCAAUGAGAUACCAAACAAGGGAGGAACAAAAAGCAGUAAUAGCGCUUCAGGUGGGAUACGAUGCCGAAGAAUUGACAUUGGUCCAUAUCUACACUUUCUGCAAGAAAUAAACUUCGCUUUUGAAAAUGACAUUUCGCAGCAACUCCUUAAUGCCUUUCUCUAUCCAAGCCAUUUUGAACAAAAAAGAGUACAGUGGACACUUGCCAGAUUUGGACAUCUGCUUCUCGAAGACUGCGUGUUGGAAAAUAUUUGGGGAAAUGGAUACAGGUUCGGAGGACUUUCCCGCAUCGUGUAGAAGUGACGAGAAGGCUUGCAUGGUCAGCAAUCAGAAAAGUUACGACUCCGAUUCAGGUCUCAGUGACGACAAUGACAGCAAGACGCUGGCCGUUUGCAAGUCAGAGAAAAACAGGGAUCCUGUUUCAGACGUGCUGGAAGAAAGUUUGCAGGACGAAACGGACCAUGAAUCCAAUGCUGUCGAUAACGCAAAAGGUCUUAGUGACUGUGAACCUAGUGUUUCGGAUUCCAACAACGUAGAAGAUGCCAGUUGUGAUAAAAAAUCGGAUCAGCCCAAACAGAGGAAAAAACGCUCAAGGGCGGCGUUCUCCCACGCGCAAGUGUUCGAGCUCGAGCGGAGGUUCAAUCACCAGAGAUACCUAUCCGGACCGGAGAGAGCAGACCUGGCGGCCUCCCUGAAGCUGACAGAGACGCAGGUCAAAAUAUGGUUCCAGAACCGCAGAUAUAAAACAAAACGUCGUCAAAUGGCUGCCGACUUGAUUGUCUCGGCCCCUGCAGCAAAGAAAGUGGCUGUGAAAGUGUUAGUUCGAGACGACCAGAGACAGUACAACCCCGGAGAACUACUGCGGCAUCCUCUCCUCUCUCUCCAGCCGUCUUACUACUACCCCUACGCCUAUUGCCUCCCUGCAUGGACACACUCUACUUGUGCUGGGAAUCAAUGAGAUUUGAAUAGCCUACGUUGUAUUUAUUUUUCCCCCAUCAGGAAAUCGAGGCAUUUGCUUUAUUGACCUUUUAAGACGAAACCAGGAGAGAUUAAAUAAACUCAGAAAUGCUUAUGUCUCAGAUAUUUGAACUGCCUAAUGGUGUCUAGACUGAACAUGUCCCCGUUUUUGGUAUAGUGAUGCCAUUGUUUCAGAAUGUAGCCCAUGGAGUGUAAACCUUCCAUGUAUGCUACGAGUAUUGGAGAGAGAUAUCAGAGCCCAAAGUGACAUUUCGAAUAACUCCAUUACUGCUUUUCUUUUCUUGCUGUGGUGUAAUAACGGUAAGAUUUUCAGCACUUUUCGAAACAGAGAUAGUGUGGACAUACACUACCAGUCAAAAGUUUGGACACACCUACACAUUCAAGGGUUUUUCUUUAUUUU
This is a messenger RNA of Coregonus clupeaformis (lake whitefish), 1470 nucleotides long. RefSeq names its product homeobox protein Nkx-3.2-like. Gene Ontology annotation, biological process: cell differentiation; regulation of transcription by RNA polymerase II. The coding region runs from base 220 to 1050 and encodes 276 amino acids. Gene Ontology annotation, cellular component: nucleus. NCBI's taxonomy places the organism in Eukaryota, Metazoa, Chordata, Actinopteri, Salmoniformes, Salmonidae. The transcript is spliced from 2 exons. The record is from RefSeq and is a predicted model, not a curated record. Gene Ontology annotation, molecular function: RNA polymerase II cis-regulatory region sequence-specific DNA binding; DNA-binding transcription factor activity, RNA polymerase II-specific.